AUGGCCUCUGAUUCUCGCUCUCGUUCUUCCAAGGAUGGUCGUCGCUCCAACCCACCUUCCUCCCAAGACCAGUCCUCAGUUUCAGAAACCGGUACAGGCCCUAGCAAACUAGAACUCGUCCAGAAGGCAUUCAUGGCGCCCUUUACAAGCCACAAGAAAUCAGAGUCAACCAGGAUACUGUCUGACUCCCCCGUAAUCAUGACUCCGCGUAUGAUCAACAACGCAGCAACCGUGUCCUCACGUCCGCGCUCAGCACUCGUCCAAACACGAAUGUCCAGCUCAAAAUUGGACUUUGCGACUUUGGGCCGUGCCCCGUUACGCCUCGGCUUGGGUUCGCGCCGUAUCACGUCGGGAGACUUGCAAAUUCUCGAGGCGACGGAAGAGUUGUUGAAAGUUGAAGUUCCGGAACCUGAAGGGGUCGCAUCCGAUGUCAGCUUGUUACGUGGCUUCAAGGCCACCAUCCCCACCGCCGACCAAGGUCGCAUCCGAAGGCGUCAGAUGCGGAAUGUCGAGACACCCCGGUUGGGUUUGAAGAAGUUGGGCAUGAGUGCGAGGGGUCUCUUGACCGAGGAGGAGGAUAAUCACGACGGUCAAAGUGUUGGGAGCGAAGAGGAUAUGGUCGUCAUCUCACAUCAGAAAAAGAAGAGGGGAAGAGAAAGUUUAAGCGCACAAAAACGACUGGGCAAGGAAGAGCUGACACGCCAGAUUUCAGAAAUAAUGCGGGACAAAGAGAAUGUUCAUGUUAAAAGAAGCCUCCUCAAUGGUGAAAUCGCAGAGAUCACCAACAAAAUUCGCGCUUUGGAUGAAGUUCGGACAAAGUUGGAGCAGGAUCUUCUGAAGCUGCAAGAGGACGAGCUCGAGCUUGACGACGAACUCGAAGGUGUCAAAGAGCGGAUUCGUUUCGAGGAGCAGACGGGUCACCUUCAGCCGCAAGUCGACAAGUCCCUCCAUCUUCCUGCAAGUUCCAGGAGGCGGAAAGGACCUGCCUUCCUUCCUUCUGAACACGACGAACUACCUCCUGGCACCCUGGAUAGCCAUACGACACCACUCUCCGCGCUCGACUUUUCAGAGCCUUACGGCAUCCUCGUUAGCGCCUCCGAGGAAGACGCCCAACCCCGAGUUUGGGACUUGUUGACAGGUUCAGAGAUCGGCAGGCUGCGCGGACAUGUCGGCGCAGUCAAGUGCCUCCAGGUUGAGGACCACGUCUGCCUGACUGGUGGGGAGGAUGGCAAUAUCCGUUUGUGGGAUCUGAGAAGAGUCGAUGAAGAUGAAGGUUGGGGUGUUGGCGAACCGGAUCGUCUGCCUGAUGUUGUCGAGGAAGAUGAAAGUGGUGCAGCGGAAAGUUCAGAAGGUGAACAUCCUCCCAGGAGCCGGGAGAACAGCACGACUUCCAAGGAAGGUGCCUGUGUCCGAGUGCUGGAGGGUCAUUCACGCGGAGUCACUGCACUGUACUUUGAAGACGAGUGUCUCGUCACCGGUGCUUCAGACAAGACCCUUCGACAAUGGGAUUUGACUACUGGACAGUGUGUCAUGACCAUGGACAUCCUUUGGGCCAUUUCGCAUCCACAAGGCUCGGUUGGCGCAUCGUCAAGUUCUAUCUACUCAGAUCCAUUCAGUCUGACCAGCUCUUUUAACCUCGGAAACCCUGCCCCCUCGUCAGAGGCAUGGGACUUUAAUAAUCACGACUUUGUUGGAGGGGUUCAGUUCUGGGGAUACGGUCUUGUUAGCGGAAGUGGGGAUGGUGCUGUACGGAUGUGGGACAUGCGUACUGGUCAAGCGCACCGCACGUUGCUUGGCCACACUGGACCAAUAACCUGUCUCCAGUUCGAUGAGCUGCAUAUUGCUACUGGAAGUCUCGACAAAUCGCUCCGUAUAUGGGAUCUUCGUACCGGCGGAAUCCUCGAGACCCUCCACUUUGACCACCCGGUGACUAGCCUACAGUUCGACUCUAGGAAGAUCGUUGCUGCUGCUGGUGACAAUGGUGUCAGGAUAUACAACCGCACGUCAGGUCAACAAUCUACGCUGUUGACAAAUGGACAUACAAAGCCGGUAGAAACACUGAGAUAUAUGGAUCGGUAUCUGGCGACAGGAGGUCGAGAUGCCACAGUUAAGAUAUGGUCGUUAUAA
Molecule: messenger RNA, 2127 nt
Organism: Coprinopsis cinerea okayama7#130
Lineage: Eukaryota; Fungi; Basidiomycota; Agaricomycetes; Agaricales; Psathyrellaceae
Product: Trp-Asp repeats containing protein
Exons: 8
Coding region: 1-2127 (708 amino acids)
Biological process (GO): negative regulation of transcription by RNA polymerase II
Cellular component (GO): transcription repressor complex; nucleus
Molecular function (GO): protein binding
Source: RefSeq, a predicted model, not a curated record